UUGGAAUUAGUUCUGAAAAGAGAAGAAAAAUCAGGUACCACAAUGCGUUCCGUCGUUGGUUCAUCCGAAGAAGGUCCAUCAAACGGGCAGAAAUUAGUGAUACCUGGUCGUGUCAAAGCAAAGAAACAGAUGGUCUCAAUCCCACGACUGCUACAUCAAAGAGAAAUUCGGGGACAGUCGACAACAAUGAGGAGUGUACGUGCUUGGAAUCGAUUGUGCCUUAUGAAAAUGCCGCAUACUCUCGAAAUCAACGAACACUGUUAUGACUUGUUGAGGGAUGCAGUUUUUCUGGGGAUGUCCAACGAUUCGAGCUAUGUGAUUGGUAUCUUAUACAGCUCUUCAUCAGAUCGAUAUAUUGGAGCCGAUGUGGAGAUGGUUUUAAUAGUGAUGCAACUGUCGCCCACUCAACUUAUUCCGGCAUUUGUUGGUGAUCUUCACUCGAAACGAAUGCACGAAGUUUUUGCGACAUUCCCGCAAGAUUCAUCGUUUAUCGCCGUUCUAAGUUUUACGGAAGAAAUCGCACGGCAUGGACUGUCCGGAAGUGAUCCAAUGACAACUUUAAUUGGUAUUGACUUCAUACUGUUCAAAUUUUCCAUUCAUCUGUCAAUGAGCACAUCCAUAGUGCUGUCGUCCAGAUGGAAGAAACGAUUGUGCAGAACAUUGUUACGUUGUUUUGAUAAAGGCGCCAUACUGAAUGCGGGUACAACGCUUGUCUGUAUUUUAUUCACAAAUUAUUAUUCACAUAAUCAAACUCAGACAACAACAACGCCUAUAACAACAACCACACAACGAGCACUGAGAAAAAGUUUUCAAAUUUUGGAAGGAGAAGAUAAUGUGGGUGAUCAUAACGAAUGGUCAGGCGUGGUGCUUCAAGAAAUACACAUAGCUGAUGCGUAUCCAAGCAGUAGCCCUCGAUAGUCUACAAUCCAGAAUCAUGGCAUGAAAGAGAAACUGAUCAUGACUGAAGUAAUCCUUGAUAUUGAGAAACUUAUCAUGCGUAUUACGCCAAUUGCUGUGAAAUGUCGUCUGCCUGGUUACUGCUAUGUUGGUAUCGUCGACUAUGAGGUUGAUGUUAUAAAUGUUAUCGAAGAAACAGUUUUUGUGAUGUUAACGUCGAUUAUUGAGGCGAAAGGACCCGGAGCGUCUGGUACAAAUCAGCCUUUUAUGGUCAUUGCUGAUAUCAAAUGGAAUCCUUAUAAUGGAGAAGUAAGGUCCUGUUCAUGGAGACCAUUCAUAGCAAUGAACUGGAAAAAAGCACAUCAGCCGAAUGCGUGGUAUCCGUUUUCUACUAAACAAACGACGAAUAUCGAAGAUCGAGUCAUCUCUAAUGAAGCAUUUCUUUCGGGUAUGAAUUAUGAUAAUGGUGGCGAUAAUUAUGAUAAAUAA
Molecule: messenger RNA, 1386 nt
Organism: Anisakis simplex (herring worm)
Lineage: Eukaryota; Metazoa; Nematoda; Chromadorea; Rhabditida; Anisakidae
Source: the annotation of a GenBank genome assembly